Messenger RNA from Caenorhabditis remanei, 822 nucleotides. RefSeq lists its product as uncharacterized. NCBI's taxonomy places the organism in Eukaryota, Metazoa, Nematoda, Chromadorea, Rhabditida, Rhabditidae. The coding region runs from base 1 to 822 and encodes 273 amino acids. The record is from RefSeq and is a predicted model, not a curated record. The transcript is spliced from 4 exons.
AUGAGACUUGAAGCAUUAUCAGUCUCUUUUGUUUCUUUAUUAUUGCUUUCUUUUUCACUUAUCGCCUUGUCUGCUGCCCCUAGUAGAGUUUCCCUCCGAACCCGUGCUCUUCCACACGGAGCGGGUCGUUCUGCUUUAAGAAGUCGUCCGAAGAUCGCUCAAAGGCCUUCUGGAGUCGCCCCGAAAGUUCAACAAUGUUCGGACAGUGAUGGUGCAUGUGCUUCCUGGGUUGCAUCGGAUCGUGGAGCUUGCCAAAGAAAAGAAUAUAUCAAGAAGAACUGUAGAAAAAGUUGUGGAAACUGCCCGAUAUAUGAAGCCAAAUUCGACACGAACCGUCUGAAUCCACAACUUCAGCCCAUCAGAUUGUUGGUAGGAAGAUGGAAAGGAGAACACACUGGAAAGGUUACAUUCCCAACAAUUCCAACAUUUAAAUACAGUGAAGAAGUUGAGAUUUCAAUUCCAGAAGGAAGCAAUAUUCGAUCAUUAAAUUACACCGCUGCCGCCUGGUCAAGUGACAAAGAAGAUCUUCAUCGAGAGUCUGGAUACAUCACAAUCAAACCAAAUACUCGUGAAGUUAUUCUUACAACUGUUAUGUCCAAUGGAUUUAUCACAGUUGAAGAAGGUCCUCUUUCCGGAAAUAGCAUAAAAUUCAUUCUGAAAGAUAUCGGAAGAAUCAGUUUUGUUCGUGAUGAACAUCUUCAUAAUCUAGUACGCGAGUGGACAUUGGAUCAAGGUUAUCUACGUGCUCGUCUCAGUAUCCAAACAUUGUCUCAUCGAAUGCAAGAACACACUUCAAUACUCUACACUAAAACUUCUGUAUAA